Molecule: messenger RNA, 650 nt
Organism: Spodoptera frugiperda (fall armyworm)
Lineage: Eukaryota; Metazoa; Arthropoda; Insecta; Lepidoptera; Noctuidae
Exons: 4
Coding region: 109-633 (174 amino acids)
Source: RefSeq, a predicted model, not a curated record
ACAAUGUUUUAAUACAUAUUUUGAACUUGUGUGUGAAUGAAAAAGCUAGCUGAGCUAUUUAUAAAAUAAACAUUAAAAAUACUUGUGUGUGACUACUCAAAUUCAAUAAUGAGGAAUAUUGUGUUACCAUUGACCUUUCAUCUGUUAUUAUUCCUAGUAGGUGUAUCUGGAUGGAAGGCAGUGCCCGCGAACCAAGCAAUGUAUGCCCUACGUUCUGCGCACUACGGCCCAACUUCAGGUCUGACGAACGAUGAAGCUCUUCCAAGAAGAUACGUCCACAGCAUCUAUAAGUUCGGUUGGUGCACGCCUGAUGUGAUACAAAAAGUAUUCCUUCGAAAAACAGCAAAUAUCACUCUAUCGGAUUAUCAGUCAACACAGGCUACUUAUAUUUAUUUGUUAGAAGAUGAAGGUACAAUAAGGUACAGAUUGGCUUGCAUAAUAAUGAAGACUUAUGUCCCAAGAAAACAUAUGUUCCGAAGAAGUCGAUUACCGUUGUACUAUUGUCAAGGGGAGCUGUUUUUUGUUUGGAAAUUGACCUUUCAACGAAUAGAGCUGCAUGAAUUUUAUCUACAUGACAAACUUAAUAUUCCCGCUAAUUUUGUUUUCGAAUUUUAUCAUCCUACACUUGCAUAGAUUUGUAAAGAAACUAA